Molecule: messenger RNA, 5232 nt
Organism: Varroa destructor (honeybee mite)
Lineage: Eukaryota; Metazoa; Arthropoda; Arachnida; Mesostigmata; Varroidae
Gene: pps
Product: protein partner of snf
Biological process (GO): DNA-templated transcription
Cellular component (GO): nucleus
Source: RefSeq, a predicted model, not a curated record
CGCCGGUCGGUCUUCGUUCCGCCGAAACAACGAACGCAUCGCAACGUCCUUAAAAUUGAUCUUUAAUUGCAAUAAACGUGCAGAGCACAUGGUAGGCUCCUACAAAAACGUUUGGAUGGAAUCACUUUUCACGUCUCCUACCCGGCUCCUAGUUCCCAACACCUACGAACCUAAUCUAUGAGUAUGCUGCCAUUGAACCUGAUUAUUUGCUGCCAGGGGUCUAAUCGGUUCUCUACUAAUAAGAUUUCUCAUUCCAAGUCGAAUCCUCCGCGCUUAUUUUUUGACUCAUGCAUUUAGCUAACAGAGCAUACUAUGCCCCAGGCAUCAUUCUCGUAAGUUGAACUUCAAUGAUACGGGCACCUGACCUGCCUUGUAUGCUUUAAUGUGUGCCGCGAAUGCCUAAAUGGCCCAGACAUGUCCGAUGGAGAUUUGCCUCUUAGAUUUAACUGAUUCUGAAAACGAUCGUGUCUCGUGGGAGACAAUUUCAGAAAGGGAAACGUCAGUUAAACUCUAAGACUACUUGGGGUGAGCAUCAGAUAUAUCAAUAUACUGGUAUGCCCACAGUAUCAAACACACAGAUCGUUUAUGUGCGUAGUGUUAAUUUAUGAUGUACACUUGGUUCUUUUACCUGUGGUUGCUGCUGUCUGCGGUUCAAGAAUGCAAUAUAAGCCUUCGCCUGCUUUCUGUGCAACUGAGGAACCUCCCUGCUCUGAUUCGUAAGCGAAAUAACCUUGUAUAAAUUCUCGUGUCAUGAAGGAUCUUGGGGAAGACCGGUUAAAUAUCCCAGAAGCGCUUGCUAAAAUUAACGUGCCUCUGAGAGAACUGGUAGAGUUUGUGCCGCUCGCGAACACUUCGAAGGCAGAAGUUAUCAAAUCUAAACGAGGGAUACACAUUCAUUAUGCAUAUAAUGAUAGGAUGCACAAAUGCAAUAGUAAUUGUGUCAUAUGUUUGACCUCCACAACGCCUCUCAUUCGAGAUUGCGGUUUGUCAUUUUGGUUUAAAGUCUGCUUCAAAAUUGGAAAGGCUCGACCAGUAAUGAUCUUAAGUAACUAAACUACAAGAGGACCUCUUUUCCCAAGUUUCUUUAACGUCAAACGCUUAACCAACUAGUGUGUCAUCGGCGUACCUCUAUUUGCAGAAGAUAUCAGUCGCUGGUUCCGACUGGCUACAACAUGAACUGGUUUCAUGUAAGAACCUCAGGGGACAGGAACAAACAUUUGGACAGAUUGAUCUUUAAAUAGUAAAUGUGUCUAAUGUCGAGACGUUGACAGAUCAUACAUGACAAGUUGGGCAAAUACAAGCGGUACAUGGUAAUUCGCUUUGCAGUGUAUGCACUCGAUAUUAGGUGACACGAGGACUCGCGUUUCCUGUGAAUGAUAAUUACGCCGAAAAAAGAUACAAUCGAUACUAUCAUAGACAUCAUGCCACAUGGUGCUCUAGAAUUUUUCGCGCACGUAUGUGCAAUCGAUACAGCAAGAAUGAAAUCCCCCGGAGCUGUAUGCUCCUCUGCUCGACCAUCUCGCAAAUCUAAAGAAAAAUUUCAACGAAAUCUCGAGCGCAAACGGCAAAUGGGCAAAAAUAUCGAAGACUAUGUGUCGGACGACAGCGAGGAUAAUGAGCAAAGGAAACUACCAAAACUAUUAGGUGCCAAACAAUCACGUCGACAGAGAGGUCUAUUAGGACAGGUGCAUUUGGUGACUACAAGCAGCACAAUUCCCCAGCCUCGGCGCUCUGGCACUGGAUUGGCUCAGCAACGAACCAGACUGCCCAAUGCUGUGCCAGCUGGACUGCAGAAAGAUCUGGGCACGUUAUCAAGUUCGAGAAGGAGUCAUGCGCGAAAAUCCAUGUUCAAGUGCGGAAAUCGAAACCGAGAAGGCGGCUUUUCAAAGUGGGAGGUAAAAUCCGACGUGCAAGCCGACCUAUCGAGCUCAGAGGUUACUGACGAGGGUCCGCCUGAUGAUGAUGAUGAAUGGAACUCAGACAACGAUCCCGAAAAACUUUGGUGUGUAUGCCAUAAACCACAUAAUAAUCAAUUUAUGAUUGCGUGUGAUGAAUGUGAGAACUGGUUUCAUGGGAGAUGUGUUGGAGUUUCAAAGGCGGAAGGUGCACGCAUGGAAAAGACAGGUCACGAAUGGUUCUGUUCAAACUGCAGGAAAAAGCGUAAUGGUCAGAGCGGAGCGUCAUCGGCAACAGGGUCACGUAUCUCUUCUAAUUCAGGUUCUCGGUCAACUGGGGCUGGCCUAGGACCCUGUGGGGCGGAAUUAAGCGUUCCUCUCAUCGACAACCUCUCACCACAUCCACUUGUGUCAUCAGCUAUGGUUGGAAACUAUACCGUGCUUGGGCAAUGUGCUUCUUGCAAAAAGGUCGUACCUGGGGAACCAACACAUCGAUUCUGCAAUGUCGAGUGCACAAGCCGUCAUGUUAAUAAGUACCUGCCGGCCAUUAUAGAGCGAGCAGAGAAAGAAGGCCUCGAAGUUCGCGUAUCAAUGGUGGAAAUAUCAACCGGCAAGGCGAUCAACCUUGUAAAUGCAACUGUUGACGGGACAGAGAAAUGGCUUUGCCGCAGGCCCACCUUUCAGAUUAAUCCAAAUCAAGCGAGCGCAAUUCGGAGACCUGUGCCUAAAAAUAAGCACACCGAGGAUUCCAAGGAGAAAGAGUGUGGUAGCCCUAACAAAACUUCGAAUGCCAAUAGCUUAGAUGAAAAUAAGUGUGACAUUGUAUCACGUGAUUCAUCAGUUCCUUCGUCUACUAAUCAAAGCCACGUAGGGGCCUCUUCGAGACCAGCACUCCAGCAUGAAACAACUAGUUCUCAUAAUAUAACUACUAUAGCGCAUAAGAAUGUAUCGCUGACUGCUGGUUCUAGCUCCAGUAGUAGUAAUUUAAGUAGUCGAAAGGGUGCAUCCUUAAUUGCACCUCCGAAUAAAACCGCGUCCUCGAAAACGAUGCCAGACCGUAAAGGCAAUGCAAAAUUGGCCAACAACGAAGGAACGCCGACAGAUGAUAGUACAACGGCCACAUCCCAAUCCUUAGCCGAGAAUCAGGGUCACGUUCACAAUCCACCGUUAGCGCAGGCUCGAAAGAACGACCCCAAGGUUAUCGCCAAAAAAUCAUCGCCUGUGCCAACAAAUAAGCCUAGAAUAGAACAGCGAAGGAGAAGCUUAACCAGUGCUGACAGUGGCAAUGCUAUCGUCAUUAGCGGGGAGAAGCAACUUCAGCAAUCAAGCGCAUGGACAUCAACACCAGCGUCUAAGCAACAUCAAACCCAGUUGCAAAUAUCUGGGCACCAGCAGCAGAGCACCAACGAAGAUGCUCGACGAAACGGAGUCAAUGCUUUGGCGCGUAUUGUUCGUGAAAGGUGUGAAAGAGAAGGUAGAAAUGAAAAAGGCACUUCACAGCCACAAUUGGGAGAUCAUGCUGGCGAUGCUGCUACAUCUCUUGCACAGAACAUCGAGAGGGCUUUGUGGACACAUUGCGCGGGCGUCGCAAAAAAUUAUAGGGUUAAGUUUCGUUCGUUGUGCUUCAAUAUGAAAGAUCCUAAGAAUGAAUUAUGGCGCCGGGUCGUCAGUGGUGAAAUUGAGCCAACGCAGCUAGUCAAAAUGGGCCCCGAUGAAUUAAGUAUUGAAAUGGCUCGUUGGAGAGAACGUGAAUCGCAACAUAACCUGGAGCUGUACAAGAAGGAGGCCGCAAUCAAUGUGACGGAUAAGGAUGCUCUACAGCUAUUGGCCGAUGCUGCUCCUUUGGCCGAUGAAUGCCGCGGGGGUCCAUCUGAAAAAAAAAAUAAAGACUCAAGAAGAACCAAGGUGGGAGAAAGGAUAACAGAAAAGGAUAACUAUCAUGGCAGUAGAGAAAAAAAAGUUGACAAAAAAACUGUCAAAGAAAAAGAGAAAGCUAACAAUCAACGGGAGAAAGAACGUGGCAGGAAUAACGAAAAAAAUGACGCCAGGUUAAAGGACAAAGACAGGAACAGAAAAUGUGCUAGGGAACGGACGAAUGGGAAAGAAACGGGAAGCAAAAAUUCCGCUGAUAAGGACAAAGACAAACCCGUUUUAGACAGACCACGGCUACCCAAUAACAAGGAGUCUUCCACUCGAAGGUCGAUAGAGGCAUCGGACAAGGAACAGAAACAACGGGAUUCUCGAGAACACAAUAACAGAGAUACGUUUAAGGUAGGAGACAAAGAAGACAAAAUGGACACUCGUGAACUUGAGCGGGCCCAGAAAAUCAUCGAUCGAGUGAGGGCACUCGAACGGUGCACGUCAUCUACGUCGUCGGCUUCACCAUUUGCACUCACGAACCCGCACGGUGAUGAGGAAUGUAGUGGCGAUGAAAAAUCUGCAGAGCUACCGCUCUCCCCAAAUAUGCUUGAGGAUGUGGCAGUUCUUUGGGAGGGCGCCAUACGAAUGGACCCUGCUCAUUUCUCGGCGAGGAUAUCCCAUGCGGCCGGUCCGGUCGAUACCGGAUUCGAAAUUGGCCUUCCCGACAGCCUCGUCAUUUGUGGAAACAUCCAGCCCGCUGGUGUCAAGGAUUAUCUCGCUAGAUUGAAGCAUGCAAACAAAGAUAUCAUCGUUGUUCGGGUAAAACCCGCAUCCACAGACGAAGGACAUGCGGAUGAUUUGUUGGAAAUCAUCCGCAUGCUAAAAGCAAGAAGUCGUCUAGGCGUUGUUCAAGAGAUGAAGCACACAAGGGUUAAGGAUCUUUAUAUGUUACCUUUGGAAUCGGGCGAACAGCCUCCAGGAUGGUUUCCGUAUUAUGAUAAACUUCACAUCUGUGACGCAGCUUGCUUACUAGGGCUUGCCAUCUGCCACAAGAAAGGACAACCUACCAGGAGAGGGUCACGAUCUACCACAACCGGUGCAUCGUCAGGCGUGUCAUACGAACCGUCGAUGGUCGGGCCAGCAGAAGCUCGGGUCCGAGUGGAUAUAAACUCAAUUGAAGACGCUGAAAGGAUGCUCAUCGAAAAACCAGGUUUUUUAAGCCAAAACCCAAUUGUUAGUGGUGAGAGCUCGCUUUCCGUCUUAUCAUCUCUUGCUGCGCAGCAAGGUACCGGUACUAUCGAAAGCGGCCGAGGUGUCGAUGAAGCAUAUGAUCCUGAAGUCGAAUGGGCCUGAGAACAUUGGGGUGAAAAAGCGGCGCCAGGAACCGCAGUUGGGUCUAGCCUUUAUUAUCGGCGAACUCGUGUUUUGCCAAGCUAAUAAAGGAUUAUAUUAGAAUCAAGACGGUAAAAUCCAGUUA